Molecule: messenger RNA, 1045 nt
Organism: Phyllotreta striolata
Lineage: Eukaryota; Metazoa; Arthropoda; Insecta; Coleoptera; Chrysomelidae
Source: the annotation of a GenBank genome assembly
GCAGGAUCGUUAUCAAAGCGAAGAAAUAUUGGCGGGAUUUGCCUAUAAGCACGAAUCCUUUACACUCAACUAACCGGAAAGGUAUGGCGACCUUAGGUGCACUAUUACUCGUCCUAUCGACAUUUUCCUUCGCAAAGUGUUCGGAAAAGAGCAUCACGUACCUCAAAAAUACCGCCAUAGAAGACCUACAGGCAUCCGCUUCGAGCUACUCCUAUAAGGGGAACUCCGGCGGGCCAUUUAAUUACGAUACGGAUGAAAUGGGAAAUCCGUUAGAGUCCACGGGGAGAUAUUCUCAUGAUCCUGUGCCGCUCCAUCUGCUGCCCCUGUCGCCCAAUUACCUUUCCAACUACGACGGCAAAUACGUUAAUUCGUACGGGGAGGCGCUAAUGCCCUACGCGAAGGGUUUCGACGAUUUCCAAAAUGGCUUCGUCAAGGCCUCGGGCUCGGAUUACGGCGAGGCGGAAAAGGCGAGCGCCGGCGAGCAGGGCGAAAAGGGCUACUCGAAUCGCGACGAAUACGCCGCCGGAUCGAAGGGCAGCCGAGAGGCCGAGCAAAAGAAAGGGUUCUACGACGUCCGAGGGGGCGGCAAGCGCGGCCACCGCCUCCAGGAGGGUCACUACGCGGACGAGCGCCGCGCCGGGGAGGCCGCCGGCGGCGGGUCCUUCGCCGUCGAGAAGAGCCGCGACAAGGGCUCCAAAACCACCGGCUAUCACAAGGUUUACCACAAGGACGAGUACAAAAAGAACAAGAGCUUCUACGAUAAAAAGGAUCAAAAGGGAUACUUCAACAGAUACGGGGAUUUCAAGGAGAAAACUUCUUCGGACGCCGGUAGAUCGUCGGCGGGCGGAUCGUUAGAUUCGGCCUACAGGGAUGGAAAAUUCGGCGUUGAAGGUCGAAAGGAAACGGGAAAAUAUUCCGGCGAAGCCGAAGGAUACAGGGGCGCUAAGGGCGAUUCGAAUUAUUACAACAACGAAGCCGCUUACGCUAAUCGAGAGGGAAAAUCCGCCAAUAAAGAUCACGGUUACAGCGAAAGAACCGAUUAAUU